Messenger RNA from Cynocephalus volans (Philippine flying lemur), 1881 nucleotides. Its product is annotated as angiopoietin-4-like. The record is from RefSeq and is a predicted model, not a curated record. The transcript is spliced from 12 exons. The coding region runs from base 1 to 1881 and encodes 626 amino acids. Gene Ontology annotation, molecular function: receptor tyrosine kinase binding. NCBI's taxonomy places the organism in Eukaryota, Metazoa, Chordata, Mammalia, Dermoptera, Cynocephalidae. Gene Ontology annotation, biological process: signal transduction.
AUGGAAGAAGCCUGGCUGCCUGAAGCCACCAUCCUGGAGACACCACUGAAGAGACCAUGGGGGCACAUCCAGGUGCUGACAGAUGAGGGAAGAAGACUUUGCGAUGACCCCAGCUCGGCACUGUCUCACUGCAACCUCAUGACAAACGGAGCUGCCACUGCUGUCUCCAGUGCACAGCUGCAGACACUGAGGCUGAGACAGGUGUGGGCCCCACCCCCUGCCAGGAGCGGCCACACGCCUGCUUUGAUGUUCUCAGUCCCCCGGAUGAGCGCCUCAUUCACCGCUGGCCCCGAGCAGCCUGCCCAGUUCAAAACUCCACUAGGAUUCGGGGGAAAGCAAGGGAGAGAAACAAUACCAAAGUCCAACCUGGAGGCCACACUGGGAGAACAAGCGGGAGAGAGAACUAUGCUACUGGGCAUCCUCCUCAUGCUGGCCACCAUUACUGUGGCACAAUGGAAGGGACAGGAAGUGGGGGGGCACCACUGGAUAAACCAAAUCCAGCAUGGCCAGUGCAGCUACACCUUCGUGCUGCCCGAGCCUCAGCCCUGCUUGCCAGAGCCUGAGGACUCAGGGGGCUCUAAAAGCCUCCCGAGGGACUCCCAGGACCCUGGGCUGCACCCUGGGGAUGGACAGGCCCAGCGAGUGCGACAGCUGGAGCAGGUGCUGGAGAACAACACGCAGUGGCUACAGAAGCUGGAGAGAUAUAUCAAGAUGAACUUGACGUCACAGCUGGCGCAGGCCCAGGAGCACAUGGUCCAGAACGAGACUGUCACCAUGCCAGACUUGGGCCCCAGCCUCUUGAACCAUGCCACGGCCCAGACCCACAAACUGACCAACAUGGAAGCUCAGGUCCUAAACCUGACAUCGCAAAUGAAGAACCAGGUGCUGGAGAACUCACUGUCCACCAACAAGCUGGAGAGGCAGCUGCUCCUGCAGGGCCGAGACCUCUACCACCUGCGAGGCCACAACAGCGACCUAGAGACACGACUGCAGGCCAUGGAGACGCAGCAUCAGGCCGAGCUUGACAGCCUCCGCAUCCAGAAGGAGCAGCUGCAGCACCUACUGAGCCUCCAGAGUAGCACACUUGCCAGCCUGCAGCACUCCCUGCACGCCUACCGUAGCAACGCCAGUCUCCUGCACACCCGGCAGCUCCAGCUGCUGAAGACUGUGCAGCGCCUUGAGGGCUUCCUGGCUCAAGGCCCUGGCCCUGUGAGGGCGGCUGAGCAGGUGUUCCAGGACUGUGCAGAGAUCCGGAACUUUGGGGCCAGUGCCAGUGGCGUCUACACCAUCCAUGUGGCCAAUAUGACGGAGCCCAGGAAGGUGUUCUGUGACAUGGAGGCCAGUGGAGGCGGGUGGACCCUCAUCCAGCGCCGUGCGAAUGGCAGUGUGAGUUUCCAGCGGAACUGGGAGGAUUACAAACAGGGCUUCGGAGACCCGGCCUGGGAGCACUGGCUGGGCAAUGAGGUGGUACACCAGCUCACCAGCGGGGCAGCCUACUCUCUGCGUGUGGAGCUGCAAGACUGGGAAGGCCGAGAGGCCUUCGCCCAGUAUGAGAGUUUCCAGCUGGGCAGCGAAGGGCAGCUGUACAGGAUUUCUCUGAGCGGGUACAGAGGUUCAACGGAGAAGCAAAGCAAUCUGUUUCUGAUCAAUGCCUACUUCAGCACCCACAACAAAGACAACGAUAAUUGCAACUGCAACUGUGCUCUGAUGCUCUCUGGAGGGUGGUGGUUUGACGCCUGCGGCCUCUCCAACCUCAAUGGCAUCUAUUAUAAGAAGGGUCACCACACAGGCAAGAUCAAUGGCAUCCGCUGGUUCUCCUUCCGGGGCUCCAGCUACUCGCUGCGUGCCACUCGCAUGAUGAUUCGUCGCGUGGGCGUCUAG